This is a messenger RNA of Ziziphus jujuba (common jujube), 2605 nucleotides long. RefSeq names its product phytosulfokine receptor 1-like. Lineage: Eukaryota; Viridiplantae; Streptophyta; Magnoliopsida; Rosales; Rhamnaceae. The record is from RefSeq and is a predicted model, not a curated record. The transcript has a single exon. Gene Ontology annotation, molecular function: protein binding. The coding region runs from base 205 to 2319 and encodes 704 amino acids.
AUGAUAAGGGGAUUCAAUCCAUGUGGACAUCUCUGAUCAGAGAUAGAACUGAAAAGGGUUGACCACGCUUGUGAAUUUCAAACGAACAAGUUAAACAAUGUUUGGCAUUGUCAGCAAUAUUGAUAUGCUACAUAUAUAGAACCAGUUAAACUGCUUGUGAAUUAGCUCAGUUAAACUGCUUUUGAAUUAGCUAUCUCUUUGAAAAUGGCUGUGUUCAUUAAUAAUUUGCUGGUGAUCAUUGUUGCAAUGAGGAUGAGCUUCUGCCAAGCUGAUCAGGUUUUAAGUUCACAGAACCUGACUUGCAACACAAAUGAUAUGAAGGCAUUACAGGAUUUCAUGACAGAUUUGGAUACAGAGGUAGAUGUUUGGAGCACCAAUUUCUCUUCUGACUGCUGUAAAUGGACAGGCAUAACAUGCACUUCUUCAUCAUCUUUGGCAUUGGAGAAUCCCAUUGACACUGGUAGAGUAGUAAAGUUGGAGCUUCCCAACAAGAGACUGGUUGGAAAACUCUCUGAGUCAUUAGGAACUCUAGAUCAGCUUACAAUCCUCAAUCUCUCUCAAAACAUCCUUCAAGGUAUGCUUCCACUUUCACUAUUCAAUUUGCAGAACUUACAGGUGUUAGACUUGAGCUCUAAUUAUUUCUCUGGCCCUGUUCCUGCCUCUAUCCAUUUGCCUGAAAUCCAAAUUCUUAACCUUUCCCAAAAUUCCUUAAAAGGGUACCUUCCAGCUGGUAUCUGUGAUAAUUCUUCUGUACUCCAGGUAUUGAAUCUCGCAGAAAACUACUUCUUUGGUACUAUUCCUAUGGAACUUGGAAAUUGCAGUUCCUUACAGCAACUAUCUCUCAACAUGAAUGAUCUCUCAGGUGGUAUAACCGAAGGUAUAUUUCGGCUGCGAAACUUGACUUCGUUAAACCUUCAAGUUAACAAGUUAUCAGGACCAUUGAGCACAGGAAUUGGCAACCUCUCUAACCUUGUUCGUUUGGAUAUCUCCGCUAAUAGGUUUACAGGAACUAUCCCAGAUUUCUUUCACAAAUUUGUAAAGCUCAAGUUCUUUGUAGCUCAUUCAAAUAGUUUCACCGGUUUUAUACCUUCCACUUUGUCAAAUUCCCCUACUAUCACUUUGUUAAACAUGAGAAACAAUUCUUUGGAGGGUCCUAUUCAUCUUAAUUGCUCUGCAAUGUGCAGUUUGGCCUCUCUUGAUUUAGGUUCCAAUAGGUUUAUGGGACCUAUUCCCAAUAAUCUUCCUUCUUGCAGACGUCUGAAUAAUUUAAAUAUUGCUAGGAACAAAAUGGGAAGCCUAGUACCAGAAAGCUUCAAGGACUUUCAUAGUCUCUCUUACCUCUCUCUAUCAAAUACGAGCAUCUAUAAUCUUUCUUCUGCCUUAAAAACCUUGCAGCACUGUCAGAACCUUACCACUUUGGUAAUCUCCGAAAACAUCCUUAAUGAAGAGUUGCCUGCAGAUCCAACACUGCAUUUUCACAAGCUCAAGAUUCUGGUUAUUGCAAAUUGUAGACUAACAGGUUCAAUACCUCAAUGGUUGAGUCAUAGCAGCCAGUUGCAGCUGUUGGAUUUGUCAUGGAACCACUUGAGUGGGAAAAUUCCUUUCUGGUUUGGCAAUUUUGGUUUACUUUUUUACAUGGACUUGUCAAACAACGUGUUGACAGAAGAGAUACCAAAAAGCAUAACUGCGUUAAGGUGCUUCAUUGAUAGAGAUAUCUCUUUAGAGGAGCCUUCCCCAGAUUUUCCACUUUUCAAGAAGAAAUUCAACGCAAAAGGAUUGCAGUAUAAUAAACUUCAGAGUUUUCCACCCACCUUGGAUCUAAGUUACAACAAUCUUAGUGGACAUAUUUGGCCUGAAUUUGGGAAUCUGAGAAAACUCCAUGUUUUGGAACUACAGUUCAACAAUAUAUCAGGAUCAAUCCCGAGUAGUUUUUCAGGAAUGAGCAGCAUAGAGACUUUAGAUAUGUCCCAUAAUAGGCUUGCAGGGACAAUACCAGCUUCAUUGGUAAAGCUUAGCUUUCUAUCUAACUUUAAUGUUUCGGACAAUCAAUUAUAUGGGGAGAUCCCUACAGCAGGCCAGUUUUCAACCUUCCCACAUUCAAGCUUCCAAGGAAAUAAUCUAUGUAGUGAUCAAGCUUCCCGUUGUCCAUUGAAUGAUGAACCUCCUAGUGAAAGACCCAACCAAUCAAGCGGAUCAAACAGUAUCAUCAACAGUGGCUUUUUCAUUGCAAUGGCUAUUGGCUUUGUAUUUGGUUUUAGUAGCAGCAUUAUUUGCUGCAACAUUAAGAAAUUGAAGUCUCUGUUCAAAUUUUCUUUGUAAAACGACCAUGAGUAGUUCAAAAUAAAUAUUACUCAGGUGGUAGUCAAUCGAAAGGAGAUCAGAAAAUCAUAUGAUCUUUGUAGUAUUUUGUAUAUUAUAGUUUCAGUCAAUAUCAUAGAAAUUCAGUUAAAUAUUUUGUUGAUCCACCUUUUUAUUGAUAACAUAACACUUUUUAGGUUCUUGAGCCUCAUGUCAAAAUUGGAGGUCUAUUUAGUACAUAUCUGAAUUUGAACUCACUCACUUUUUUCUUCUUUAAACCUCAAUCAAUAAAAUUAAUUUAGUGCAA